Molecule: messenger RNA, 4495 nt
Organism: Octopus sinensis (East Asian common octopus)
Lineage: Eukaryota; Metazoa; Mollusca; Cephalopoda; Octopoda; Octopodidae
Product: SCL-interrupting locus protein-like
Exons: 18
Coding region: 16-3888 (1290 amino acids)
Biological process (GO): mitotic spindle organization; centrosome duplication; smoothened signaling pathway
Cellular component (GO): centriole; centrosome
Source: RefSeq, a predicted model, not a curated record
UUCUCCCAGAAGUUGAUGAAAUUGAGAAAUGAAAUGAAAGAUCUGAAAUUUCCCAGUGUUCGGACUGUUCUUUGGGAUCGAGCCAGCCAAGGUCCAGCUGUUAAUGUUGAUAUAUCUUCUUUCAGGAAAUUUCAGAUAUGUCUCUCUUCAAAAGCUCUUCAUAUCCUCCAACAACACUGUUCUGGGUUAGUGGAGAGCCAGCUUUUGCUUUUGUCUGGUUAUAUACAUUCAGAUAAUGAUGGCUCGAAGUUUUCAAUCCUCGUGGAUCCACUGGAUGUCUCUAAUCUUACUUCAGAGACGAAUGAGAAAUCUUUACAAAUAUCUGUCCUGGUUUCCAAAUCUAAUAAGUGUAGUUUCAUCCCAGAAGAUUAUAACAGAGCUGUAAAAAAUGUUCUCACUCGGUGUGGAAGUAAAGAUUCAAUAGGUAUUGGAAGCUUCUUCUCUGUCCUCGGAAAGUUUUUUGUCCAAACGGAAAAUGGCAGUUCUGCAUUCUGUGUUGAAUUCGAUGUGCUCACUUCGGCAGCGAAAUUUGAAGCAGUUCCAAUCAACCCUGUUACUAUUAUGACCACGGCCUUAGCGAAAAAUCUUGCUAGUCCUAUGAGUUUAAGUAGACUACAGGGCAAGGCCAAAUCCGGUUAUGUUACCAUGGACCAUACUCGCAAAUUAGUGCUGAUGCUAGAGUCAGACCCGAAAGUUUCCACGCUGCCUCUAAUUGGAAUCUGGGUAAGUGGAGUAGACUGUGUGAAAAACCCGUACGUGUGGGCUUGUUGUUUACGUUACCUUUACAACAAUUCUUUAAAUCAACGAGUAUGCUUGCCUCCACAUCGUUUUAUGCUGUUGCUGUAUUGUCUGCAAGGAAACAAGAUUGAAUUCUAUGAAUGUGGUCUUCUCAACGAGAAAGAAAAAACACAUGAAAUGGAUGCAUUUUGUGGUAGUAAAACUGUGAGACUGGAUUUUGACCAGGAUGGAUUGGAAGUGGAUCUGUCUUUAUUGAAAUAUGGCAUCAAAAAGAAUAGAAUAGACAGUGUAGCUGCCAGAGUGAGUGAUAAAUCAAAAAGCAAGCCCAGUUCUUCAUGUGUGAAUGAUGAAAUGAUUCCAAGAACAAUUCCUACACCUCAUCAAUCAAAGAUACCAGAGGCAAGAUUUUCUGUACCUGAAGUAUCUUUGAUAUUUAAUGAUACGAGUCAAGCUUCACUUCAACGAAAAUGUCAUGAUAACUCUUCUCAUACAGUGCCAAAUAAAAUUCCACCACCAUCACCAUCACCAUCACAUUACAGCUCUCCUGUUUGUACACAAGGCUUACCAUCGUUGCCAAUGAGAAAUUCAUAUCCGAGUUCAAAGGCUGGCAAUGCGAUAUAUUCUGCUUCUUUAGCACCAACGCAAUUCUGCCAGCAACCCAGCAAACCGUUGAUGUACUCAGGAGUCCCCAUUAAUCAAAACAUUACAACAGAUGGUAACAUGUAUACAAAUCACCCUACGCUGCAACCCCUACCCAACAGAAACCCAUUACCAGUUUCUGAAUAUAAUAGAUCUGUCUACCCUUCCCCUAUACCCUUUCCAAACAAAGAGAUUAUGCAGGGAUCGAACUCAGAGCAGCAUCCUCAUUUCCAAUAUUACCCUCAAAAUAAUCUAAUUCCACUUCCAAACUCAUAUACUCAUCAUCCGAAGCCAGUAAUGGACAGCAUGUCCAAUACCUCUCCAUAUGGACCUUUCCCUUCCCAACCAAACUUUAUGAAGCCAUCUCCCUGCUUCACAUCCCCUGUAAUGUGUGAAAGGUACCAUAUGGUCAAUUCUCAUCCCAUGCCACCCCAUUCAUCAAUGUCAACAUAUCCACAGACCGCUAUUGACAAGCUACCUAGUUUGCCCUCAUGCCCUUGUUGUGUUGUUCAGCCAAACCCUUCAUACCAUCACACAAGUACACCGACCAUUCCCCCUCCUCCAAACCAAGCUCCUGUCGUCAAUGUCUGUCAGGGACACGAAAAAAACAUAAACUGUGUUGCUUCUCACAUUCAGUGCCUUGACAAACACGACCAGGAAAUCACUGUUGAAAAACUGCAACAGACUAAACUGAACACAAUUAAUAGUUCCAACAGUUCUUACAGCAAUACUCCACCAAAUAACUCAUGCAACUCUGUAAAAGAGAACCCAGGUGCUAGGCAACAUGAAAACAGUGUAAUAGAGGUAUCGGAAGAUCAGAACUUCAGAGCUAGUAAAGACAGUGGUCUCAGUGAAAGUCCUGACUCUUCGCAGGAAACUGAUCCACAGUUAUCCAAAAUUCAGAGAGACAGUAUUCCUCCAGAAAUAUAUCGGUUACUAAUGCAACAAAGUGCUGAGCUGCAAGAACUUAAAGCUCAAAUUCAGCAGAUGAAAAUUGAUCAAAACUCAGCGAUGGCUUUCAAUCAGUCCCUCAAUCCAUGUUCUUCUUGUUCAUCUGUUGUCUCGGCAAAGAGUGAGUCUUCAGAAUCAAAAGCAUCUUCAGAAAAAAGUGUAGAAAGGUACUCUGUUGGUGUAAACACAUCAUUCCAGACAUCAGCAUCACCAAACAACUUAAUUAAUCUUCAGACAUCUCCAAAAUCUCCGCUGAAGACCAAAGCUGAUAUUUUUCCUCCUGUUUCUGCACCAACUGCUUCAAAAAUGGGACCAUCUUCAUCUGUUUCAAGCCAGACUUGGCCUCCACAUCAUGAAACUGAUGGCUCCUACACUCUGGCCACGACAGAAUUUUCCCAUGGGGAGGAUUUCUCUGCUGUUGCUCAGUGCCUCUCUGUUAACCAGAAGUCUGCAGAGAGCUUCCAUUCUGAUUUAGUUUUGGACCUACCCAGCUAUCAGACAUCCUUAUCCAGAUCUUCAGACCAUCAAGCCAUCGAAGGAGGACAAACUUCUGAGUCUACCAACAGCUUAGUGAGUGCCAGCAUGUGUGCCAAAAGAACUUCGAGUGGAGGAGAUGAAGAUUUUGAAGAAGAUCCUGCAGAAGAGAUACCAGGAACAAUAAAGAAUAAAGAAUAUUAUGAUGGUCUUAUUAAUUAUGUUAAGGAAUUGCUGCAGCAAGAAUCUCCAACAGAAAAUGAAAAACAUGGAAAAAGGCACCGAGAGAAAGAAUCUGGCAGCCCAGGCUCCGUAUUAACUUCAACCAAUCAAGAGAAAGAAAGCUUGAUAUCAAACAAUACAUCUUAUCUUUGUUCUGGCUUCAAUUCAGUUGACUGUACAUUGCUUCCUAAAAUCAAUUAUAUUUCCAUGUUGCUUGAAUCGGACACUGAGACUUCAAUGGAAAUCAACAGCAUGGCACUGAAAUACCUAAAAGACGAGCAACUGACGCAGAUGGCCAAACUACGCAGUCAAAGUACCGCUCCGGCAGCAGCAAAAGCUAACAACAAGAACUUCCUCUGUCAGAUAAUGCGUUAUGGCCUGGACUCGAGCAGUCCAGACAUUAGCAAAUACGGUAUGUCAGUGAAUGACUUGACAUUUGCAACUCGAAAGUAUAUGGAAAAACAUCACUUAAUUGAAGAAUCCGACAGCAAAAACAUGAGUUUCUUACUCAAAGAUGACACAGCUAAUUAUUUGCCCUACUCACAUACUAGAAACACUAAUUCUUCUCAAAUCUCAAAUUCCUCUGAAAAUAUGGCUUUGUUUGAGAGACCAAAAGAAGUGAGGCAAAAUUUGACCCAAACCAAAUUAAAUGUUAGGAAACCUUUUCAAAAUAUCCAGCAAAAGCUUUUACCUAUGUCCGAGUCAACUCCCAUGUUUAAGCCGUACCUGAAAAAACAGUCUCCUGAACAACCACAGAUGUUCUUACAAACACCUCCUCCAGUUCUUGAAGGAGAUCCUGGAAAUUCUGCUAAUGAGAGAAUUCUAGAUAUAGCGAAAUUAAAACAGAUGCCCAAAUUGUUAUAGCACACCUGUUGUGGUGGAUACCUGUUUAUAAUGGUGGUUUGACCUCCAUUUGAUGUAUUCAUAUUGACUAGGUCAAUUAACUGGCAGAAAUGGUAGAGCAUCAGAUUUAAAUACCUUACACUGUAUUUCAUUUUGUUCCCCUACAUUGUGGGUUCAGUUCUCCGUUGAGGCUGAGUUUGCAUUUUAUCCUUUCGGGAUUGAUAAUUGCAAAAAUAAACCCAUGUGCCUAAUCAAAAGAAAUCAUUGUAACAGCAUUGGUUGUUAUAUGGGGAAGGUAGCUGAACUGGUGAACCACACAGUGGAUACCUUACUGCCAGGGUUAAUUUUUUUUUUUUCACCUUUCACUUCCCCAUGGAAGUGAUAAAAUGAAUACCAACAAUAAAAUGAUUCAAUGCAAUUGAUUAUUCAUCCAUCUCUUUUAUACAAAGAAAUGAUUUUGUAGCUGGUUAAUGAAAAAUUAAUUAAUGAAAGUGAACAUAGUUGCAAAUCAAAAAAAAAAAUCAUUUUUUAUAAUGAACUGUAUAAAUGUUUUAUUAAUCUGUAAAGGAAAACAAAUUGUUAUAUAUAUGUACAAAAAACCCCUGUUUUACCUUCUUUUCUCUACUGU